AUGCGACUCCAAGCGCUUACAGCCUGGGCGAUUGCCCUCACCUGGGCGACAGCUCUUGUCUCCGCUAAGAAUGCGACCACAUCGGGCACCACCUACCCGACCAAGUCGGGCAUCAAAGCUUGGGUCGACCCCGACACACCCGACGACCGCCAGACGUACACCAGCUCGCGCGGCCGGAAAUGGGAUCUGGUCAUGAACGACGAGUUCAACGUGGCCAACCGCAGCUUCCGACCCGGUGACGACCACAUCUGGACUUCACUGGAGAAGCCCGACGGUGUGAAUGGCGCUCUGGAGCUCUACCCGCACAACAUGACUUCGACCAAGUGCGACGACGACGGAACGUGCUACUUCUACAUCGAAGCCAUCGACGAGGUGAAUGUGAUCCACGUGUACAACAUGUACACGCACCCUCCGGGCUACGUGGACGCCUACUUCUUCUACCGUGUGGCCAUGGUGCAGUCGUGGAACAAGUUCUGCUUCCAAGGCGGCAUGCUCGAGAUGCGCGCGCAGCUCCCCGGAGCUGUGUCGGCGGCGUCAGGGAACCCCGAUUUGGCGAAAGGCAAGAACGCGAGAGCCAUCUUCUCCGCGUCGACGAACCGCAUGUGGCCGUUCUCCUAUGACCGCUGUGAGCCCGACGUCUUCGACCCCGAGAACCAGCGGAUCAGCGCGUGUGACGACAACCCGGGCUACGGGAUGAACCCGAACCAAGGCCGCGGUGCGCCGGAGAUUGACCUGCUGGAAGGCGGUGGGAUGGCCGUGUCUUCCUCGCUGCAGAUUGCACCUGGGAUGCCCGACGACUACCGACUUUUCCCCGUUGACACGUCGACCGGAGACUAUGUCUACUGCGUCUACGGAUACACGUGCACAACGCCCGGAGCCAACUACAUCGACGUCCCGACGGCGUACUACGAGAAGGAACGCGGGCAUAAAUCCUGGUACCAAGGUCUGCGCUACGCCUCGAACAAUUUCUGCCAGCAAGACGCCGCUGCCAAGCAGAGCUACGCUACCGUUGCUGCGUCUCUGAAGAACCACUGGGGCAUCAACACCAACGGCACGUGCUACCCACUCGUCAACUCGUACAUGGGUUCGUACCUGUGUGACCCGGACAACACCAACACCAAGUGUGCCAGUCCUCGUAAUGAGUCCACGACCCCGAAGUCGAACGCCAUGAGCUCGUUCAACUACCAAAUGGACGCCAUUUCCUCCAACUGGCCCGUGCAUCUCGGGGCGUACACGGACUACGUUGAGUACCAGAUCGAGUGGGUCACCGGCAAGAACGGAUAUGUGCGUUGGAUGCUUCAGGGCAACCCCCUCUUUGAGGUCACGACGGACGCGUUCUCCAAUGUACCGCAGAACGCGAAGAAGAACAACCCGCAGAAGGUUAUGCUGGAGGAACCGAUGUCGCUUAUAUUGAACGUCGCUCUGUCGAGUUCGUGGGGCGCCACGCCUCCCAAUGCCGGGAAGGAGUGUCGAGGCGACGGCACCGAUGAGGAGACCAACAGAAUCUGCGAGUCGUUCCCGAUGUACCUGAAGAUCGACUACAUGCGGUUGUAUCAGGACCUUGGAGACGACCUGGAUGGUGACAACUACAUGCAAGUCGGCUGCGACCCUAAGAGCCACCCGACCAAGGAGUGGAUCGACGGUCAUAUUGACGAGUACGAAGACGACGACAACAAGUGGGAGGAAGUCGCGGGCAAGGCCUUCUGCUCGGUGGAUGAUGACUGCACGAUCGGUGGCAAUCUGGGCAAGACGGCGCUGAAGACGGGCAAGUGUGUCAAGCAGCGCUGUCAGUGCACGUACGCGUCGUCUUGGGGUGGUCCGCGAUGCACCACAGCGAUCUCGAGCUCCUCUGCUACCUCCACGUCUGUGUCGAAGAGCUCCUACGGCCCUCCCAUGGGCCUGACCGGUAUGAUUGUGCUCUUGUCGUUCAUCUCCGUGUACUUUUCACUGUUCGUAGUCAAGACGAAGUCCGCGUCGGAGAUGAAGAAGAACGCAGCGUAUGACAACGACGACGGACCCAAGCUGUCCUAUAGUAACGCUCACGGACAUGGCCGACCAACAGACAACUACCGACAGAACUUUAUCUAA
This is a messenger RNA of Phytophthora sojae, 2088 nucleotides long. RefSeq lists its product as hypothetical. Gene Ontology annotation, biological process: (1->6)-beta-D-glucan biosynthetic process. Gene Ontology annotation, molecular function: glucosidase activity. Gene Ontology annotation, cellular component: endoplasmic reticulum membrane; plasma membrane. Bases 1 to 2088 code for a protein of 695 amino acids. The record is from RefSeq and is a predicted model, not a curated record. NCBI's taxonomy places the organism in Eukaryota, Oomycota, Peronosporomycetes, Peronosporales, Peronosporaceae. The transcript is spliced from 3 exons.